This is a messenger RNA of Aspergillus affinis, 834 nucleotides long. RefSeq names its product fungal specific transcription factor domain-containing protein. The transcript has 4 exons. The coding region runs from base 1 to 834 and encodes 277 amino acids. The record is from RefSeq and is a predicted model, not a curated record. Lineage: Eukaryota; Fungi; Ascomycota; Eurotiomycetes; Eurotiales; Aspergillaceae.
AUGCGUCGACUGUUCUGGACCGUCUACACGUUUGACCGGAAUGUCGCCUUGCUCAUGGGACGCGCCUUGUAUCUGCAAGAUAUUGAAAUCGAUACACGUCAUCCGGAAAUCUCCGCAGACCCCGCUAUAUACGGUCGGCUAUAUUCUACCGUGGCACUGGCAGCCGACCCAGCUGUACGAGCCCAGCACAUCAGGGAGUUGGCUACCGAGCUCCACCGAUGGUUUUUCGAGCUAAAGCGGAUCGAUGGAAGCCAAGUGAAUUACCCACAAAUCUAUCAGCUGUCGCGAAAAAACUGGGACAUUCUCUACUACUCCAGUCUAACAUCCACCCUGCGAGCGUCAUCCACAUCUGGGUCUGGCUCGGAUAUCAAUUCAGAUUGCCUCAAGGCAGCUCGAUUGGCUCUAUAUGGGUAUCUUGAUUGUAUGCCUGCUUAUGAUGUACCGGGAUACCUUUCGAGUGUCGAAUAUGCCAAUUGCUGGUCGGAUCUAGAGCUUCUGGAUCAAGUAGUAUCAUCGCUGGAGCGCAUUCGUUCGGCGUCCCGGGCAUGCAAGCGCCUCUACCAAAUAUGUGCGACCUUUGCGCGACUGGCCCGAGGUCUUAUGCAGACCCACGGCUUUCAUUUUGGGACAUAUACUGACUGCGACGGUACGCUUCGGUUCCUCAAUGGUGUCGGCGAAACGUCUAUCUUUCAUCCAGAGUCAAUCCAGGGUGUCUUCGACUCAGAAACAGUCGAUUAUCUGACGGCCGCAGAGGCCAACGACAUGACGUCCAUUCUGGGAAGUUGGGCAAGUGGACAGCCACUGGGAAUGGAUUCAUUUGGCUUCAGCGAAUAG